AUGCGGCUCACCCACGAGAUCAUCGACACGGAGCGGGGCUUGGGCUGGUCGAAGAAUGCGGGAGCUAUGUAUGUGCUACUCAACAAUGGAAGCACUAACAUGUGGGGCGAAAAGAGAGGCUACCGCAUCACACUAGGUAUAGGUAUGGGCACAGCUCCUCAUCUCACCAUAAAUGAGUCCACGGCCAUUUUGAAUGCCGCAUCAUGGGCGUACCACGACCUGUGGGUACUUAAGCACCAUGAUCAUGAGCGCCGCAGCAGCAGAGAGUACAAUGCCAUGGAGCCAGAGAGUCCGCUCAUCGAUUUUGAAAAGAUGGUGAACAGCGAGAGGACAGUGCAGCAGGACCUAGUGGUGUAUUUUAAUCUUGGGAACCAUCAUGUUCCACAUAGUGGUGACGUUCCCAAUACGCUUAUGCAUACAAGCGGGAGCAGCAUCAUGUUUGUGCCUAUAAAUUUUCACGACCGAGAUCCAAGUCGUGACCGGGUGCAAGGUGUGACGCUGACAAUGAACACGAAGGAGGUCGUUGGCGGAAGUAAAGUCGAGUAUUUUGGUGCGAAAUAUGUGGAAGAUAUGAAUGCUCCCUUGGAGUGGCUAGAGCCAGAUCUGUCCGGUUAUUCGACGCCUGAUGAUUCACUGAUGAAUCUAUCAUGGAACUCCACCUUAGCCUCUCUAUUAGAGCACAGUGUGUAUUCAUCUUGGACAGAGUCACUUGUGCGGACAAUAAAUUGGCUAUCACAACUGUAA
Messenger RNA from Verruconis gallopava, 744 nucleotides. RefSeq lists its product as uncharacterized. Lineage: Eukaryota; Fungi; Ascomycota; Dothideomycetes; Venturiales; Sympoventuriaceae. Bases 1 to 744 code for a protein of 247 amino acids. The record is from RefSeq and is a predicted model, not a curated record. Gene Ontology annotation, molecular function: quinone binding; primary methylamine oxidase activity; copper ion binding. The transcript is spliced from 2 exons. Gene Ontology annotation, biological process: amine metabolic process. Gene Ontology annotation, cellular component: plasma membrane.